GCAAGUUAUUGGGCAUUGACGGUGUUGCGGGUCGUUUAAGACUGUGAGCUGCUUUAAUAACAUUGGAACUGGCCCGAGAUCAGCAGGAUUGCUGGGCGAUUUGCUGUCGGUCAUUGGAUGACGUCAAGUUGUGACUGCCUGUUUGCUGUAUCAGCCCUGUAGCAAUGACCUGUACAAUAGACAAGAUUCUGCAAGAUGCAAAGACUCUACUGGAGAGACUUAAGGAUCAUGACAAUGCUGCAGAAUCCCUUAUUGAUCAGUCCAGUGUCCUCCAUAAGCGUGUAAAAGCCAUGAAAGAGGUUGGAACAGCUAUGCCAGAAAAGUACCAAGAAGAACUGGCAGAAAUAAAGGAUGCAUCAAAACUGAGACCUCAUGUACUGUUGUGCCAAGAAAACACACAAAUCAGAGAUUUACAACUGGAAAACAAAGAACUAUGGCUGUCCUUGGAAGAGCAUCAAUAUGCGUUGGAGCUAAUCAUGAGCAAGUACAGAAAGCAGAUGCUGCAGCUGAUUGCAAAUAAAAUACCAGCUCCUACCGAACCAGUAUUAGAAGCCCAUAAGACCUUUUCUUCUGAUCUAGAGUGUCAGAUAGAUAGAAUAUGUGUAAUAGGGGAUGCAAUGAGAAAAGCAAUUCAGCUGGAUGAAGACCAAGCAUAUAAUAUACAAGAAAGACUAGCCCAGCUAGAGCUAGAAAACAAGGAACUUCGGGAAAUCCUAUCCGUGCGUAAUGAAUCCCUACGUUCAAGCAAAAAGGAAUCCGAAUGGAACUUUUCAGAGAAAUGAUGGCCUAGUAUUAUUGAAAGAAGGCAAGCUUUUUCCAGGAAGAAAAAAACUCAUUAUGCUCAGCACCACAUCAUUCGAAAAUGAAUGUUUUCUGUCUGGAAGCAAAGCAGCACCUUUGUAAGGCACAACGGCAUUCAUCACAGAAACUGUACUGUACUAGGUCUUUCACCCUGCAAAGCACAGUAAAACUGAUGAACUGGAACACACUGUUUUACUGAUGUUCCUGGCAGUAAAUGAUAAAUCUGAAUGUUAUUUAAAUAUAUAUUAAAUAUAGCUAUAUUUAAUUUUUAAAAGUAAUACUAUAGUAUUUGAAUACACAUUUUUGAUUCAGUAGUUAAACAUUUCUCUUUGUAGGAUGACUGAAUUCCAAAAAUACUUGUUUGUUUUCUCCAGUUUCUUGCUGUGAAAUUGAGAUUAUUAAUGUGACGUAAGGUGAGAAAUUCAACGGAUGUAUAUCUAUAAUAUAUAAUCUAAAGGCUGUGCAAUUCAUGGUGAUUUAUGGUUACUAAAAAUUAAAAAUGCCUAAUGGACUAUAGCCCAUCAGCCUAUUUCACAUAAGGUAUCAGAUACAUACUUCUUAAUGGGAAUUUGGAAUUGAAGUGAACAUAGCAUAUUGCAUGUGACAUCCUCCAGAGCAUGUAUUUAUCCAGAGUCUCCCCUGUGUGUUUCUCCAUGUACGAUUAUUAUGAAAAACUGGUCUGUGCUUUUCUGGUUUCACACAGGCUGAUUCCACUGUGAUCCACUUGUUUGACCAGAAUGCUGAAUCGCUGAACCAUGUAAAAUGUGGAUAUAAACAUGAGUGACUUGAAUAUG
Molecule: messenger RNA, 1595 nt
Organism: Xenopus laevis (African clawed frog)
Lineage: Eukaryota; Metazoa; Chordata; Amphibia; Anura; Pipidae
Gene: sike1.L
Product: suppressor of IKBKE 1 L homeolog
Cellular component (GO): cytoplasm
Source: RefSeq, marked provisional